AUGACAACAACAACAACAACAGCUACAGAAUCAUCUAAUCUCAUUAGCAAUGAAGAUUACCCAUUCUUGAGAAUCAAUAGAACUUUCAAGGUGUUCACCGGUAUCGGUAUGGGUGUAUUGUUUGGUUGUAUGAUCAAUGUAUUGGCCAAGCGUCCAUACCUCACCAGACCACACGUUCAUUUGACUGCUGCCGCCGCUCUUGGUGUCAUCAACUACAAGACAUACGACUGGCAAGAGGAUAUUUACAAGAAGAACUUCCAAAUUUUAUCUAGAUAUGAAAAUAGAUUAAAGAGACAAGAGUUUAUCAAAAAUGAUCUAUCUACUACAUUAAUAACUUAA
Messenger RNA from Heterostelium album PN500, 339 nucleotides. RefSeq names its product putative transmembrane protein. The transcript is spliced from 3 exons. NCBI's taxonomy places the organism in Eukaryota, Evosea, Eumycetozoa, Acytosteliales, Acytosteliaceae. The record is from RefSeq and is a predicted model, not a curated record. The coding region runs from base 1 to 339 and encodes 112 amino acids.